CGCUCACCGAAGAGCCGCGUUAAAUGUAAAUAUCGCACGGUGCUCCGGAUAUUUGUACGCAUAUCGCAUAUCAACCGACGAUGUUCCGCCGCAUCGCAUCGUUUUCCUUGGUUUUUCACGUCAUCGCGUCAGGAGUUUUCGCGGUCCAAGCGCCGCGCGAAAAUUCUACAGUUGUGCAAGUGCAAAACGUAAAUCACCGCCAUGGGGUAGAUAACGUGGAGACCGCCAGGCAGGGCAGGGCGAUGGGCAAUUCGAUUUACGCCGGGUUUAUCACGUGCGCUUUUCAAUACGACGCCGCGUGUUUCGUCGACGUCGCCCGGAAAUAUUUGGAUGCCCAGAAAAGAGAAUUAUUAGCUCAGGCAGACGAGGAAGUGUCCCGAGCGAAUCCCAACACCAGCUUGUCCAAUAAGCCGUCCCAAAUAGCGAGUUCGAUAGAGAAAUUGUUCUCUGAAUUGACGAAUUUGUUCAGGGACGGUUUGAGCAACUUCUUCGGCAAAGGGGACGAUGAUGAUUCCGCCUCAGAAACGAAAGAGGUGGAUGAAGACGAUGACGAUGAUGAGGAAGAAGACGAUAAAAAAGAUAAUUCUAGUAGAGAUGUCGGAGAAAAGAAGAAGCGAAAGCGAAAAACUAAAGAAAUGGAAGUAAAGGAUGAACAACGAAAAGAAAUACUAAAUCAAUUCCAAAAAGCAUUGGAGAAAUAUUUGAAGGAUAUGAAACAAGAAUAUAAAGAAGAAGAAGAAGUCAAAGAUGAUAAAAGCAUCUUUCAAAAAUUUUCGGAAUACUUCAAUGAAGAAUCGAAGGUAGAAUCAGAGAAACCGGAGGAGCAAAGUGGAAGUUUUUUUCAAAAUAUUUUGUCAUUUUUUAACGAAUACGAAACUACUGAAAAACCUCAAGUACAUAAUGAAACAUUUUUCCAACAACUAUUUUCACAGUUUAAAGACGAAGAAACGAUUAAAGAAGUAAAUGAAAAACCGGAAGAAGAAAGUCCCGGUCUCUUUGGAAAUUUGUUUUCUCUAUUUGCAGAUGAUCCAACCACAAAGAAACCGGAGGAACAAGAUAACACUUCAGAACAAUCAAAUUUUGAUAAAGUAUUUUCAAAUUUUAUGAAGAAAAAGAAUGAUAAUAAAAUAGAAGAAAAAAACGCAUUUCAAAAAUUUAUAUCGCAAUUUGUGGAAGACACAACAAAAAAACCGGAUAAAGAAGACAGCGACGAAAACAAGAAAGUAUUAUUUCAGGAAUUUAUGACACACUUCAUUGAAGAAACGAAAAAUAAACGGAAACGAGAAAACUUGAGUUUAAUCGAGCGAUUUUUAUCAAUGUUCCACGAAGAAAGAAAUAAAAAAUCCGACGAAAUCCCGGAAACCAAAACUCUAAAUUUCGAUUUAAACAAAAUAGAGAAUUUUUUAUCAGAGGUAAAUAAAAGUUUAGCCGAAAUGACCGAAAAAUUUACAACAACAGAAAAAUUCAUAGAAACAACUACGAUUAAAGAAAAACAAGUUCCAUCUACAACGAAGAAUCCUUCUGUAAUACCAGAAGAGGAACCUCUAAAAACUGUCGUCGUCACCAGAAAUCAAACCAUUAAUAUUUUUCCUUACACCAGCGAAAAACCACCGUCAAUCAUCGAAAAAGUCUUCGUCAUGGAAAAAUCCCCAGCAUCAGAAAAACCCAUGAUAUUUCUAAUAGAAGGUGCCAAACCCGCAGACUCCACAUCACCAAAGGCGAAGAAAAAAGAAGGCCCAAUCCGCAAGCUGGUCAAAUUCAUCCACAAAGUUAUGCUGGGAAUCGUCUUACUCGCCACGAUAAUUUUCCUCCUAAGAUUUUUUUACGCUUUCCUAGCAUUGACUCGAUGGUUGUUGCAAUUCAAAUCGUUCCUAUCCAAUGCAGUAGAAACUUACCUCUACCUAAAAGACUACGAAUUUAGUACUCCCGACAUCUAUGAACAGUAUGUUGUAACUACCAAUGAUCAGGACACGUUGCCUUAUUACAAAAAAUGGGAAUGGGAAGACAAGACUCAACAAAUAUCCUCCAUAGAUAAUUCAGUGGAUGAUCCGUGGAUUUUGGAAGACUAGAAGUUGCUGUUUAGUAGAAAAAAUUAUGGGUGCAUGGAUUUGGGAAUUUUAUAGAUUACACAAAUACGGGUGUCUCCAAAAUGGGUGGAAUUAUAUAAGUUUUAAUCUGAAGCUAGAGCGAGGAGUGAUUUAAAGAAUGAAAAUUCUACAACUCUUUGUGUAUACAACGGGUUAUAAGUAAUUUAGAGAAAAUGGGUGAUUCGUUUAGAAAGUAAGGAAUUAGUUAUAGACAAGUGCCAUCUAUUCCUAGAAAAAAUUAACUAACAUUGCCUUGAACUUGCCUGCUCAAAUCUUGUAAAUAGAUUUUUUUGUACCAUUAAAAUCUAGUAGACGCAAAUAAAUGGCAGGCGAGGUGUGAUUAUUAAAUAGUUAGACUGAAAUAGAUGUCCAAAAAUUAAACAAACUGUAAUGUUAA
Phyllotreta striolata is the source of this 2484-nucleotide messenger RNA. The record is from the annotation of a GenBank genome assembly. NCBI's taxonomy places the organism in Eukaryota, Metazoa, Arthropoda, Insecta, Coleoptera, Chrysomelidae.